This is a messenger RNA of Enterobius vermicularis (human pinworm), 1587 nucleotides long. The record is from the annotation of a GenBank genome assembly. NCBI's taxonomy places the organism in Eukaryota, Metazoa, Nematoda, Chromadorea, Rhabditida, Oxyuridae.
AUGGCCGAUGUACGGGCUGUUGUGCCGUUAGAAUAUACACAGUUUAAAUUUAUGCGCAAGUUCGAGUACUACAAUGUGGUGGUGCAGGUUUGUUUAUUAUUUGUGGAUGACUUCAAGACAUACGUUUACAAGUGGAGUAAGGGACCGAAGGUGAUAGGAUUGAUGGUGACUGAGAGAAGUAAGAUUGCAAUGCGGUGUUGGGAUGGUACUGAAAUUACAUGGAGUAAAAAGUUAUUCAGAUUCGAAGUUUCACAGAUAAAGGAAGUGAUUGUAUUAGAUCCACUUUUGGAAGAAAAAGCUGGUUGCUUGGCGUACGAUAUUGUUCUUUUUGGUGAUCACGGGGAUAAAGCUUGCAGAGAUCUGAAAGCUGGCGACGUUAUCGUUAUUCGGAAUUUACAUGUUAGUCAACCAAGUGGAAGUGGACUUGCAUGUCUUACUUUACACGACGGUGAAAAUACGGCUAAGUUCAACAGAGGUUUCACUGUCCUUUCAGAUGACGACAAUCUGAAGAUUAAGUUUUUGAAUGUUCUUUCUCCGCUUGUUGUGCCACAAGAGGAUUCGAAUGUUGCCUCAUCAUCCUUGGUAGGCAGACAUUUGAAUUCAUGUAAUGAAGAGCUCAAUCCGGAGUUACUGAGCAGUUUUGAUGAUUCCCUUGCUCUGAACACCCGUGACAGUUUUCUGUGCUGUACUGAUGCUUCAAAACGGCUUCAUUUAAUUCACUCGUGGCAGUUGGUAGAAUUGGCGUACUUGUUCAGUGGAGCCGUUGUUCGAAACAGUUACUGGUGUGAUGCUCUUCAUAAUGCUGUUAUCGCAAAAGUGCCAUUUUUUAUUCGCUCCUUGGUGGAAUCCUGCAGAGUGAGCGAUCGUGGAAGGGAUGCCUUGCGUGGUCUAUUUUCCUUGAAUGCUCUGCGCUCGGCCAUAAUUGGAACAUACCUUGGGAAUUAUUUUGUCAGUUUGCUGUCUAGAAAUUUCCCGUUCUCAGUAAGUUGGACUUACAUUUUUAAUGAUUUUCAAGGGACUUGGGGUAGGCGUGGUAUGGAUAGUUACGGAGAAGUUUUUGAGGGUUUCACAUAUGGAAGCAAGUGUUUAAGCCGUGUGGACCCGGAAGUACCUAUAACAGUCAGGCUGCUUGAGCAUGUACCUGCUCAGUGUGCUGCGAUAAACUCUAAGAUUCCCUCUACAUUGUUUUAUUAUUUAGUUGGACAGUCCCACUUCUUAGAGUCCUCCCAAAACCUAUCUUCGCCAUUGAGUGUAGUGAAUGCGGAUUUUGGAUGUUUGUCUCGCCGCGUGAGCCAAAAUUACUCAACAGACUGUGCUUGUAUUGCUUCUCGAGAUUUGUAUCGCGAAAACGUCUUCUUGUUUCCUAUUGGCAUUCUGCAUAUGUUUGGGAUAGAAAUACCAUGUAACGCCAUGGAAGCAGUGCAAAAGUGGAAAGAGGGUCUUACAGAGAAGGAGGAAGAGGAUCUGGCAGGAGAAAUACAUGUAUGGACUCUGAAAAAGCUCUUGCGUGAAAGUUUUGCAGCGCUACAGCUUCAAGUUGACAGAGCUGAUCCUUCGUCAAAACGCAGAGUUACAUCUGAUCUAUGA